AUGGCGCCCAGAUACUCAAGCGUAGCCAUCAUCGGGGCUGGUCCGUCCGGCAUAUCAGCUGUGAAGGCGCUGAGUGAAGAGAAGGCGUUUGACAGGAUCCAAUUAUUCGACAGAAGAGAGAAGAUCGGAGGGACAUGGAUCUACGACGAAAAGCCAGAGCCUUUCUCACCGCACUCAAGUCAACCUGUCAGGGACCUCCCUUCAAACUUUCCACAAUCGCUCCCGCCAGCGUCUGAAAAUGUCACUGCCAAAACGGGCAUCUACCCUUCUCUGGACAGCAACGUCUGCUCACAAGCGAAUCCGACGCAUCCUUGGGAGAAGGUCGCUGGGUACCUGGAAGAGAUUGCCGAGCCAUUCAAUCAUCUUAUCACCCUCAACACCCACGUUGAGCGAGUUGAAAAAGUCGGGAAGAAGUGGAGGUUGACGCUCAGAAAAACACAGUACUACCUUAAGGGCCACAAGAGGGACUAUUGGUGGCAGGAUGAGUUUGAUGCUGUGAUCGUUGCGACUGGGCACUAUGGUGUGCCAUAUGUGCCCAACAUUGCAGGGCUUAAGGAGACGUUCGCUGCGCUACCUGAGAGAUUUGAGCACUCAAAGGCGUACCGCUCUCCGGAAGACUACUUUGACAAGAAAGUCGUAGUUGUCGGCGGCAACGUCUCGGCCUCAGACACCGUGUCGGAAAUCCACAACAUCGUCUCCGGUCCUCUCUACGUUGCGCAGCGCGGGUACAACGAGAUCCUCAAGGACGCAUGGGAACUCCCCAACGUUGUUCUCAAACCCGAGAUCACGAAACUGUCCGUCGGCGCAGAUAACCUCGUCAAAGUCACCUUCAAAGACGGCACGGAAGUAGACGGCAUCGAAAAGAUCCACUUCGGCACGGGGUACCGCCUCUCAUACCCCUUCCUCGUCCCGGACCCUGUCACCCCCAGUGGCCGUCUGUCGGGUUUCUACCAGCACGUCUUCAACAUCGCCGACCCCUCCCUCACGGUAGUCGGACAGGUCAAGGCCGCCAUCUCGCUCCGGGUGUACAAGUACCAGGCCGUCGCUGUGGCGCGGUACUUUGCCAACCGCGGUGGGGGCCUGCCGUCGCCGCGGGAGCAGGACGAAUGGGAGGUGAAGCGGCUGCAGUACAAGGGGCUUACAUCACAGUUCCACGAGAUCAAGCCUGACUUUAAGGAGUAUUUCGACUUUUUGAAGGACGUGGCUGGGCCGCCUGCGGAGGGGACCGAUGGAUAUGAGUUGCCUGCGUGGGAGGAUGAGUGGGGGCUGUUGGGAUUCGGGGUGUUGGCGUUGAAGCAGAAGUGGUGGAGGGAGUUGAAAGAGAGAGAUGAGCAGAAGAAGCAGAUUAAGGCAAAACUCUAG
This is a messenger RNA of Colletotrichum aenigma, 1362 nucleotides long. RefSeq names its product Thiol-specific monooxygenase (gene fmo1-0). NCBI's taxonomy places the organism in Eukaryota, Fungi, Ascomycota, Sordariomycetes, Glomerellales, Glomerellaceae. The transcript has 4 exons. Bases 1 to 1362 code for a protein of 453 amino acids. Gene Ontology annotation, molecular function: NADP binding; flavin adenine dinucleotide binding; N,N-dimethylaniline monooxygenase activity. The record is from RefSeq and is a predicted model, not a curated record.